CGCCCCUGAAAGCCGGACAUAGCCGUGAACAAGAUCCGCGAAGACUAGUUUAUUUAGGAAGAAAAUUUGCUAGUUUUAUUCUAUUUUACAGGUUUUUCAACCCAAACGAGCUGUAUAUUAGUACAAAAAUUUUGGGUUUCUUCAUAAAUCGGCCAUGCAGACUAUAAAGUGUGUAGUAGUAGGAGAUGGUGCCGUUGGUAAAACUUGUCUACUCAUUUCUUACACGACGAAUAAAUUUCCAAGUGAAUAUGUACCAACGGUGUUUGAUAAUUAUGCAGUCACAGUAAUGAUAGGAGGAGAACCCUAUACUUUAGGACUUUUUGACACAGCAGGUCAAGAGGAUUAUGAUCGUUUAAGACCUCUAUCUUAUCCUCAAACAGAUGUGUUUCUGGUUUGUUUUUCUGUAGUAUCACCAUCAUCAUUUGAAAAUGUCAAGGAAAAGUGGGUACCAGAAAUAACACAUCAUUGUCCAAAAACACCAUUCUUACUCGUUGGCACACAAGUGGAUCUUAGAGAUGAUGCAGGCACCUUAGAAAAACUGGCAAAGAACAAACAGAAGCCUCUUACAGUGGAACAAGCAGAUAAGCUAGCUCGAGAAUUAAAGGCUGUAAAGUAUGUUGAAUGUUCUGCCUUGACACAAAAGGGUUUAAAGAACGUAUUUGAUGAAGCGAUUUUGGCUGCCCUAGAACCACCAGAACAACCCAAGAAAAGAAAAUGUAAUUUGUUGUAGUUAAAGAGUUAAGCAAGACUUCUAAAAUUGCAUUUUGCAACUUACAGUGCUAUAUGAAUUAUUCAUAUAGCUUUCAAUUGUGAAAAACAAUUACAAAGAAUUUUGAGGCAAUUAUUCAGGAUUGCCUUGGAUCUGUGUUUCUAAUCAAUGAUGAACACAAAGUCUCCACUGUAAAGACAGAAAAGUGAAUAUAUAUGUGACUUAGCUUAAAAAAAUGCAAAUUACUCUGCAGCUCAACUUGUUUCUAUGUAAAUUCUGUGUUGUAGAAAAAGUAGUCGCCCCCCCCCCCCCCCAAUAUUAAGAGCUGCAAGCUUGUUUAUUACUUUACAAUGACUUGUUUCUGACUUAUCAUAUAAAAUUGUGAAUUUCUUUAAUUAUUGAUAGUCUAAUCCAUUUCUAAUUUUGUGGAAAUGUUAUUCAAGGUGUGUACUCAAGGUUACAUUGCCUAAAUAAUCUUCUAGAUGCUCCAAAAUUAUUUCACAAUGAAGCAGCAUGUGACGCACUAUGGGUUUACAUGCUCAUACUCAUGCUAUAUGUAUGCUAGUCAUGAUUUUUAUCAACUUGCUGAAGAAAAAAGCCAAAUAAAAGUUCACAACGGCAAUCUUUUCCUGUAAUUUGGAGCAUAAUAAAGGGUUCAAUUCGAUUUAGACAAACAGCUUUCCCAAAUUGUAUGAUCAUAAAUGGAAUAGGAGCAGAAGAUGAAUUCUGCUUUCAUAGGUAUAGUAUAUGUGUGUGGGAUGCAGUGAAAAGUAAUAACUCAGCAUUAUGAUGUGGCAUGUCUAGCUUGACCAUGUUGUAAUCCUGCCAGUUUUAAAAAGCCUAGUUUUUUACAUUACAUAAUAAUAAUUGCAUCUAUCAUUACAGAUUUAUGGAGAUGGUAAAUAUGCUUCAUUAUCUGGCAUAAUUCACUGAAAAUACAUGCCUCUUCAAGAUUUAGUAAUUUCUUGUUUCUGACUUGUUUGCUUAAAGAGAAAUUGGGUUUCAUUUUAUAACUUCCUUAUUUAAAGGGUUGUGUAAAAUGUAAGUAGUUUUCUGUUAAUCAAACAAUAUGCCAUCAAAGAAGUAUGUAUUGUCUUUAAUAAUGCAGGCUUUAAAAUAUUAAUAGAGUGCACGCACUAAAACCGUGAACAUUAGAUAGUACUAAUUAGUACUAUUUCAUACAGAAUCCUUUGCUUUCUAUUGUUUAAUUAUCCCUCUUUAGUGCUGAAAAUUAGUAUUUGUUUCAUGGAUUUAAUGUGAGUACUCUACUGUCCAGGACAACAGCUCACUUAAGAAAACAAUUGAAUUUAAAACAAACAUAAGGAACAAAUUAUUUUUUUCAACUCGCAAAUCAGAAACUGUUAAAAUCCUACUCUGCCUGUUUUUUCACUUGAUACCUAAUAUAUAAGAACCAUUACAGCCUGACUUGGGGAAAUGUUGGUUUUUACUGUACUUCAUCAAUGAUUAUAUAUUAAAAAUCACUAGUUUUUCUUAGGACCUUUGUUGCUGCUCCAUAAAAAUGCUGUAAUAAUUCUUUAGUGAUUAUCAUGUUUAUUGAUAAGUACUUUCAAAUUUUUUUGAAUGUUUCUGGUUAUAUAGCAUUAAGUAUUUAUGCCAGCAUUGAUCUGCAACAGAAAAUAUCUAAAUGGUUGGUUACUGCAAUAACUUUGAUACUCAAAUUUUCUCACCAUCAUUCAAACUUCUCAACUCCAAUAAAAGAACGAUGACAGACAUUAACCAAGAACUGAUAAAUUUCACAACAGUCAACAAUAACUUGUCAUUGAGAAAGUUACCUCUUCAACUUUUCCUAAUUUCAAGUGUUAUUAAAUUACUCUAAUUCUAUCCAUAAUUUAAGGCAAUAAUUGAUAAAUGUUUAGCUUUUUCCUCUAAUGCUCCAUUUUGACGAAAAAUAUUACAAACCAACGCACUUUACUCAAGUAACAAUUGAUGGAUAGAGUACAAACACUAAAUGUGUGCAAUAGUUAUCACUAUUAUUUUUUUAGCAGUAAAUAGCACUAAUUAAACAAAAAUAUAUAAUUAGCAUAAAAUAACACUAAUUAGUGAUAUUUAUGUUGCACACUUUUAGUGUUUGUACUCCUUAACAAAAUUAUACAUCUACUUUAUCUAAAAAUAGAAAACAUUUUAUGCAAUUUAGGCAUUUAUCCACAAGAUUCUGAAACUUGAGUCUUUCAUUUUGUGGCCCACUGGAUUUUCAUAAUAACACUGUUUUAAUUCUGUUUAAACUGUUUAAUAAAUAUGCAAAUUUGCUUUUUUAUUAAAUUUUGAACAUAUUAACUAAUGUCUUAUUAUUACCUAAUGUCUAACGUGAUGCUUUGAGUAUUGCUACAAGGAGUGAACAGUUAAUAUAAAUGGUAAAAUAUUUCUUAAUUUGAGUGUUGCGUCUAGUUUUAAAGGCUUACUAAAAUAUGUUACUACUCACUAUAUGUUCCUGGAAUCAAUACUUAAAAGUAUGCAUCAAAAGUAUUGUCUCAAAGGCAUUAGGUGAACUUUGAGUGUAAUUAGAUCAAUUUUAUUUAACCUGUGAAAAACAAAGGGCUAUGGAGUUAUGUCAAAACCUAAUCGUGUAUCACAAAUCCUGCACUCUGAUUGGCUGAGCUACUGGUAGUCUAUUAGUGACAGACCACUAGUAGCAAAAGUGAUUGAUUUUGAAAACAAAACAAAAAAAUACAUAAUACUAUUUCAAAAUAAUUUCAUAAUAUUUUGUAUCCAUUUAUUUGGCUGAUCAGUAGGUCAGUGUAUGGAAAUCGCAUGAUCUUGAGUACAAUUUGGAAUUCAUAGGUAUGAGUGAUGAUUUGAAAGUUUCAAAAUUUGGAUGAGACUUUAGGUGAGUAUCACGUAUCUAUAAAUUCCGAAUUGUACGAGAAGAUCGUUCGAUUGUUGGUCAAUAAUACAUUAAACGAAAUUGAGYAACUUAAUUGGGACUCUACAAUACUCUUUUUCCAAUCAAAAUAGAGUAAUUUUGUUGAGUGUAUUCAAAAUACUAAAACAAUUAGACCUCUUGCCUUCAUUGUUGAAAAGCCAAUAGAGCGUUUUCACUCACGUGAGAAGGCAGCCAUAAACAAUAGAAACUUUCUGCACAGUAUUUGCAUAAAAAUAAAGUUCAAUUCCUGGAGGAUAGACAAUGUAUUGUUUUGGUACGGCAUAAUGGCCACUGUGACGUCAUGUGAAAACGCUCUCUAGCCCACGUGGGGCUGGUYGUUAAAGUCAAAAUAACUUGGUAGGACAUAAGUGAUAUCCAAGUGUUUUUGGUUAAAUUAAUGGAAAUUUUGCUAUGGAAAACUAAAAGCAAACCCUUAUCAUAAUGUCAAGAGUAUCUUUUAGUUUAUUUGAAAAUGGUUAGUUUAUUAGAACAAAAUAACUGCCAGUCUUGUUUUUCAUGAAAUAAUUUUGUAAAAAUGGCAGUUUUUGUUUACCAUGGAAUAAAAUCCCAGCAUGUUUUUUUUAGCUUGUAGUAGGGGGAAAAAGAAAGAUGCAUAAGCAUUUUAAAUAUAAUUUGAAAUAUUCUUUAUAGUGCUACUGUUAUAAUUAUAUAAUACUGGUGUCAUGACAGGUAGUUACAACUAAGUGUGGAAUAUGCAAUGUUGAUCAUUGCUAACCAUACAAAUAAAGUAGCUCAAAAUGACAACAGGUGAACAGAUAUAACAAGCAUCAAAAGAUUUUAAUGAUUGCAAAAUAUUCAUAAAUAAUCAUCUUACAUGAUUCACUGGUAGAGUGAUUGUAUUUGACCCGACAAACAAAGUUGUACUAAACAGUUAAAAGUUAAACACUAAAACUAUGUAUAAUUGUUUACUAUUUUUUCACAGGCCAAGUAAAAUUCUAAUUGAACUGGAA
Messenger RNA from Actinia tenebrosa (Australian red waratah sea anemone), 4561 nucleotides. RefSeq names its product cdc42 homolog. NCBI's taxonomy places the organism in Eukaryota, Metazoa, Cnidaria, Anthozoa, Actiniaria, Actiniidae. The record is from RefSeq and is a predicted model, not a curated record. Gene Ontology annotation, biological process: small GTPase-mediated signal transduction. Gene Ontology annotation, molecular function: GTPase activity; GTP binding.